CUCAUUCUAUCCUCCUCUGAUUCUCCCAAAGCUUGUAGAUGUCCCAGACAUGAGCCAGCCCAGGCCCCGCUACGUGGUGGACAGAGCCGCAUACUCUGUCACCCUCCUCGAUGAGGAAUUUGAGAAGAAGGAGCGGACGUACCCAGUGGGAGAGAAACUGCGCAAUGCCUGCAGAUGUUCCCCUGCCAAGUUCAAAUCCCUACUCUUUGGGUUGCUGCCUGUGCUAUCCUGGCUGCCCAAGUAUAAGAUCAAAGACUACAUCAUCCCUGACGUCCUCGGGGGACUCAGCGGAGGCUGCAUCCAAGUCCCACAAGGCAUGGCAUUCGCUCUGCUGGCUAAUCUUCCUCCAGUCAACGGCCUAUACUCUUCCUUUUUUCCCCUCCUGAUCUAUUUCUUCCUGGGAGGUAUACACCAGAUGGUGCCAGGUACCUUUGCUGUUAUCAGCAUCCUCGUGGGCAACGUGUGCCUACAAUUGGCCCCAGAGUCAAAAUUCCAGAUCUUCGAUAAUGCCACCAACGAGACCUAUGUGGACACAGCAGCCAUGGAGGCUGCCAGGCUGCAUGUGUCAGCGACACUCGCAUGCCUGACCGCUGUCAUCCAGAUGGGCCUGGGAUUCAUGCAGUUCGGCUUUGUGGCCAUUUACCUCUCCGAGUCCUUUAUCCGCGGCUUCAUGACAGCAGCUGGCCUGCAGAUUUUGAUCUCAGUGCUUAAAUAUGUCUUCGGACUGACCAUCCCCUCCUACUCAGGCCCAGGGUCCAUUGUCUUUACCUUCAUUGACAUUUGCAAAAAGCUCCCCGAUACCAAUAUUGCCUCACUGGUCUUUGCCCUCGUCAGUGGAGUCGUGCUGGUGGUGGUGAAGGAACUCAAUGCUCGCUACAUGCACAAGAUCCACUUCCCCAUCCCCACAGAGAUGAUUGUGGUGGUGGUGGCCACAGCCAUCUCUGCCAGCUUUAAGAUGCCCCAGAAAUACAACAUGCCGAUUGUGGGAGAGAUCCGGCAAGGGUUCCCCUCUCCAGUAUCACCUGUGGUUUCCCAGUGGAAGGACAUGAUUGGCACAGCCUUCUCCCUAGCCAUUGUGAGCUACGUCAUCAACCUGGCAAUGGGCCGGACCCUGGCCAACAAGCACGGCUAUGACGUGGAUCCCAACCAGGAGAUGAUCGCCCUGGGAUGCAGCAACUUUUUCGGCUCUUUCUUUAAAAUCCAUGUUAUCUGCUGUGCUCUGUCGGUCACCCUUGCUGUGGAUGCAGCAGGAGGGAAAUCCCAGAUCUCAAGCCUGUGCGUGUCUCUGGUUGUCAUGGUCACCAUGCUGGUUCUGGGCUCCUAUCUCUACUCCCUCCCCAAGUCUGUGCUAGGAGCUCUGAUCUCUGUCAACCUCAAGAACUCCCUCAAGCAACUCACCGACCCCUACUACCUGUGGAAGAAGAACAAACUGGACUGUUGCGUCUGGGUGGUGAGCUUCCUCUCCUCCUUCUUCCUGAGCCUGCCGUAUGGGGUGGCAGUGGGGGUCGCCUUCUCCGUCCUGGUGGUGGUCUUCCAGACCCAAUUUCGGAAUGGUCAUGCUCUGGGCCAGAUCAUGGACACAGACAUUUAUGUGAAUCCCAAGGCCUAUAGUAGGGUCCAGGAAAUCGAGGGGAUUAAGAUCGUCACCUACUGCUCCCCUCUCUACUUCGCCAACUCAGAGAUCUUCAGACAAAAGGUCAUCUCCAAGACAGGUACGGACCCCCAGAAGAUAUUACUGGCCAAGCAGAAAUACCUUCGAAAGCAGGAGAAGAGGAAGAGGGUGCCCAUACAACAGAGGAAGUCACUCUUCAUGAAAACCAAGACGGUCUCCUUGCAGGAACUCCAGCAGGACUUCGAGAACCCUUCCCCCACCGAUCCCAACAACAACCAGACACCUGCCGCCAAUGGCACCAGCAUCUGCUACGUCAACUUCAGCCCAGCCGCCCCCAGUGUCCCCUCCACUGACCCGUGUGAGGCCCAGGCCCCUGCUGAACUUCCCGGGGAGCUCAGCGACACACUGGCUGGGGUUCCGCCCUUCAUCACCUUCCACACCCUCAUCCUCGACCUCAGUGGGGUCAGCUUCGUGGACUUGAUGGGUAUCAAAGCCUUGGCCAAGCUGGGCUCCACCUAUGAGAAGAUUGGGGUGAAGGUCUUCCUGGUGAACAUCCACGCCCAGGUGUACAAUGACCUCAGUCACGGUGGCGUCUUUGAUGACGGGUGUCUGAAGCGCCACCACAUCUUCCCCAGCACACACGAUGCAGUCCUCUUCGCCCAAGCAGAUGCCAGAGAAGCAACCCCAGGACCCAGCUUCCAAGGGGUUCCUGGGGACACUGAACACUCCUUUUGCGACUCAGAGGAAGAAAGCCCGCGCUAUUGGGACUUAGAGCAGGAGAUGUUUGGGAGCAUGUUUCACGCAGAGACCUUGACCGCCCUGUGAGGACCCAACCACACCCACACCACCUGCAGAGCACCUGACACCCGGGACGCCCUUGAUAAACGUGCCAUGAUCAUGUGCCGCUGGUGACCG
Messenger RNA from Ochotona princeps (American pika), 2527 nucleotides. RefSeq names its product solute carrier family 26 member 9 (gene SLC26A9). The coding region runs from base 50 to 2437 and encodes 795 amino acids. Gene Ontology annotation, cellular component: membrane. NCBI's taxonomy places the organism in Eukaryota, Metazoa, Chordata, Mammalia, Lagomorpha, Ochotonidae. The transcript is spliced from 20 exons. Gene Ontology annotation, biological process: transmembrane transport. The record is from RefSeq and is a predicted model, not a curated record. Gene Ontology annotation, molecular function: oxalate transmembrane transporter activity; chloride transmembrane transporter activity; sulfate transmembrane transporter activity.